This is a messenger RNA of Perca flavescens (yellow perch), 685 nucleotides long. Its product is annotated as urocortin-3. The record is from RefSeq and is a predicted model, not a curated record. Bases 4 to 381 code for a protein of 125 amino acids. Gene Ontology annotation, biological process: digestion; adenylate cyclase-activating G protein-coupled receptor signaling pathway; hormone-mediated signaling pathway. Lineage: Eukaryota; Metazoa; Chordata; Actinopteri; Perciformes; Percidae. Gene Ontology annotation, cellular component: extracellular region. Gene Ontology annotation, molecular function: corticotropin-releasing hormone receptor 2 binding; hormone activity. The transcript has a single exon.
ACCAUGAGAAGUGUGCGUGUGUGUUUCUGCCUGGCUCUGCUGCUGCCUUGGUGUGUCCAGAGCCAGAGGAGCCGUCCAACUCUUGCUAAACUUGAUGAAGACACACAGAGGGAGGUGUUGGCUGUGGACAUCCUAAACCGCAGCGGUGUGUUGAAUUCAUUGCUCCGAUCAGAGCAUCACACUGUGCUCCGGCGAGAACGAGCCCCGCGCCCAGCCUCCCAGGUGCCAAAAAGAGCCCCGCAGGGGUCCCGCUUCGCCCUCUCCCUUGAUGUUCCCACCAGCAUCCUCAGUGUCCUCAUAGACCUGGCCAAGAACCAGGACAUGAGAACCAAGGCAGCAGCCAAUGCAGAAUUGAUGGCACGAAUAGGCAAGAGGAAAUAAGAAGCAGGGCUCCUGGGAGCUGUCAGGGGCUCGAUGGAUGAAAUCUCACCUCACAGAGGAGUUAACUUCUUACAUUGUGGCACCGGCACCUGGUUAGAAACAAUGUUAGUUCAGGUAAAACAGUAAUUACGGUCAGUAUCUGUCCUUUAGAGCUUAGAUCUGCUUUACUUUUAUACUUGUAUUAUAUGAUUAUAUUACCUCGUUCUAGACCCUAACCACUCCAUUGACUGACUCUUGAAACAGAAGUAAAUAGGAAGAAUGAUGUAAAAACAAACAAAAGGACACUGCAAACAAUGCCAAACAA